Messenger RNA from Psilocybe cubensis, 612 nucleotides. RefSeq lists its product as uncharacterized. The transcript has 8 exons. The coding region runs from base 1 to 612 and encodes 203 amino acids. The record is from RefSeq and is a predicted model, not a curated record. Lineage: Eukaryota; Fungi; Basidiomycota; Agaricomycetes; Agaricales; Agrocybaceae.
AUGCGUACCGUAAUCCUUCUGGCUGCUCUGGGGCUCUCUGGAACUGUCUGUUCCUCUCCUCUCCGUGUUCGUGACAUUCCUACCCCAGUUGAUGGAGAAACGGCAAGACAAUUCUUAUCAGAGCUCGUAGUUGCCGUCGACUCGAAUGACCCACCGUAUAGUCGCUCUCUAUUCAAGACCUGGGAUUUAAUCUCUGGAAACUGUGAUACACGAGAGACGGUUCUCAUUCGAGACGGCACUAACGUGGUCACCAACAAGGCGUGUGCCUCGGUAUCUGGAAAUUGGGUAUCCCCAUAUGAUGGUGUUCCAACGACGCUUGCCAGCGAUCUCGAUAUUGACCACCUUGUCCCACUGAAAGAGGCAUGGCUCUCAGGAGCCCGAGAUUGGACUCCCGCUCAGCGUGAGGCCUUUGCGAAUGAUCUCGUCCGUCCUCAACUUGUUGCUAUAACUGAUAAUUUGAAUGAUUCUAAAGAUGUCGCCCAUUUUUUGCCUCCUCUUGCGAGUUAUGUUUGCACAUACGUUCGCGCAUGGGUUACUGUCAAGCACUUUUAUAACUUGACGAUGGAUACAGCUGAACAAGCUGCUUUGACGACACAGUUGGCUAAUUGCUAA